Aureobasidium subglaciale EXF-2481 is the source of this 1197-nucleotide messenger RNA. RefSeq lists its product as uncharacterized. NCBI's taxonomy places the organism in Eukaryota, Fungi, Ascomycota, Dothideomycetes, Dothideales, Saccotheciaceae. The coding region runs from base 1 to 1161 and encodes 386 amino acids. The record is from RefSeq and is a predicted model, not a curated record. Gene Ontology annotation, molecular function: dioxygenase activity. The transcript has 2 exons.
AUGCAGCAUAAACCAGAACUUUCCAACUCGAAUUUGGACUUUCACGAUUUGCCACCCUUUCCAGAAGAUGUCCCCAAAGCACCGCUUCUUCGUAUAAAUCUAAGCAAGCUUACAGAAGGAGACGAAGACGAGAUUGAUAAGCUAUGGAAAGCAUGCUGCGAACUUGGUUUCUUCUAUCUCGACCUUCGUGGUAUCGGCAAGAGAUCCGACUCUGCCACCGAGCAUGAUGAAGAUGAUGCUCAGGUCAAAGUUGAGAGCGCGGCAGAGCCUGAGGUCAGAGUCAAUGGUGAUCAACUACUCAGGGAUGCAGAUGAGUUGUUUGGUGUAGGAAAGAAAGUGUUUGAAUUGCCUUUUGACGAAAAGGUCAAGUACGACCUCAAGGACCAAGGAAGCUAUUUCGGAUACAAAGGAUAUGGUCAGGGUGUCAUUGAUGCUGAAGGGACAAAAGAUCGGAACGAGUUUUACAAUGUUUCGAAAGACGACAUUUUGGGACUGUCCGAAUCUCUUCCUGCUCCUGAGGUGCUCAGCCCUCACCGGGACUUGUUAAAGUCUUUCAUACAACACUCACACACUGUUGUGACCAUGCUGUUGGGCCUCCUGAACACCCGACUAAGUCUUCCGCAAGACAAACUGCCAUCGCUACAUAAAUUAGACUCAGUCUCUGGUGACCAAGUCCGCUGGGUCCACGCACCUCCCCAACCAAUGGACGACCGAAGAACAGCACUAGGUCAGCAUACCGAUUUCGGAAGCGUCACCAUCUUGUUCAACCGCCUUGGAGGUCUGCAAGUGCUGCCACCCAAGUCGGAAGAAUGGUGUUACGUGAAGCCACUACGAGGACAUGCAGUCAUCAAUCUAGGAGAUGCUAUGGUCAAAUUCACAGCUGGAAUUUUGCGAUCAAAUACUCAUCGCGUUGUAAAUCCUCCAGGAGAGCAAGCUGAGCAUACGAGAAUGAGUCUAGUGUACUUUGCUAGGCCAGCAGACGAGGUUUUGCUCAAGGUGCUCGACGGAAGCCGAUUGAUUGAUGAGAAGAGACAGCAAGAUCCGAAUCAUGGCGAUGAUGAAGAAAUUACAAGCAAGGAGUGGAUUUUGCGCAGAGCUUUGGGUAGACGAGAAGGAGGUGAUUGGGCGAAGGCUGGAGGAACAGAGACUGGAUGUACUUGAAAGUGAUUGUCGGUGAUUGUUGGUGCACAGACGCGG